This is a messenger RNA of Malassezia globosa CBS 7966, 519 nucleotides long. RefSeq lists its product as uncharacterized. The record is from RefSeq and is a predicted model, not a curated record. The transcript has a single exon. Gene Ontology annotation, biological process: prenylated protein catabolic process; prenylcysteine catabolic process. NCBI's taxonomy places the organism in Eukaryota, Fungi, Basidiomycota, Malasseziomycetes, Malasseziales, Malasseziaceae. The coding region runs from base 1 to 519 and encodes 172 amino acids. Gene Ontology annotation, molecular function: prenylcysteine oxidase activity.
AUGAUCAAUGGAGUUACUCGUGCAAAUUACGCGCAGCAAGUGAAUCAAGUGCAUCCUUUGGUUAGCAUGGUAGCUAUGGGUGCUGUAAACCAGUUCAGUAUUCAGGGCGGCAAUGCCCAGAUCUCUAAGCGUUUUCUCGAGCAGAGUGGGGCAUCGAUUCGAACGGGCCUUCGUGGCGAUGUAACAGGAUUGUUGCAUCUGCGACCAUCGUCUUCUACGUCGCCUUCACAUGCGCAAUGGUGGGUUGGCACACGCGAUGGACACGGGGAAAUUUUUGAUGCUGUGAUAGUUGCAACGCCAUGGCAUGAUUCCCGGAUCACACUUCUCGAUACAGAUCGCUCUGUUCCAAUGUAUGAGAUGCAAAAAGUGCAUGUCACAAUUGUUGUUACUGAUGCUUCCCAACCGAGCCACGACUAUUUUCAUUAUGGGCCAUCCUUCAAAGUGCCACUGACGAUCGUCACAACUCCUGCGCCUGAUCGAUCCGCACCAGAGGUAUGUAUGUUGCAUGAUGCUGUAUGA